CAAAGGCUUGGAAGUAUGACUCUAUAGCCGGUGUGUCCACACACACUCAGUCUCAGUCAUUGAAGAACAUUUUUGCUGGUAUCGGUUGGUCCCAUCCGCGCCGUGUAUGCUAAAUAUUACAAAAUGUAGCAGAAUUUAAUUAUUUUUUUUGCUAACAAAGCUAGUUUUAACGUCAGCAAACAUGGAGCCUUAAAAGUGACUGCAAAGUUGACUUAAAAGCCAGCCAAAAUGGAAGCUCAUUCUCCUUAGGAAAACGACAUGGGAAAAUGGGAGCUAACGAUGAACCCAGUGCAGGAGUGGGGUGAAGAAUUUGAGGAUGGUGCAGUUUACGGGAUCACCCUGCAUCGGGUGCCUGUCCCUUCCUCGCCUGACCCCAGCAGUGCAAAUCCAUCCUGCGCUUUCGUCCAGUACCGAACCAUCAAAGUGCGGCGUCUGAAGGCGGCCAGUCUGCAAAUGCUUGUGAGUCACCUCCUGGACCCCGCCUGUCUGGAGCAGCAGGACUACAGCAGGAUCUUCCUCUCCACAUAUAGAACUUUCACCACCACGGCAAAGCUUCUGGAGCUCAUCUUUCAUCGAGACGGUGCAGCAUCAGAAUUGGACAACAACUUGAGUCCUCCAUUGGCGUUUGUCCAGACAUGGUUGGAUGAAUACAGUGAGGACUUCAGGGAUCCUCCACUGCACCCAGGGCUCCGUCUCCUUUUGGAUCACCUCAGGAUCAGCUCUGCUGUGCAUGACCAACUACACUGCCAGCCCAACUUGUGCUCGCUGGCUGGGCAAGCUGAAAACCUGCUGAAGAGGUUCCAGAAAGAAGAAGCAGUGAGAACUGCGCAGGCAGAUGUGGAACAACGCAAGCAGCUUUCAGGUGAUGAGUAUUCAGGAUGUAAAAACUCCCAGGAUCAAGGUGACAUUUUGGAUUUCUCAGCUGGAGCCAUCGCAGAACAACUCACUCGCAUUGAUUCUGCUUUAUUCGUCAAAGUGGCACCUUACCAAUGUUUGGGCUGCAUCUGGUCACAAAGAGACAAGAAGGAGAACAUGUCCCCCACGAUCAGGGCCACCGUGGCCCAGUUUAAUGCUGUUACCAACCUGGUUAUCGUGUCGCUGCUCUGCCGCCCUGCAUGUGGCAGCUCCAGUCCAACUUCCUGUCGCUUGCCUCCCACUGCUCCACCGUAUCGAGCUCGCAUCAUAGAGAAGUGGAUCGGAGUAGCACAGGAAUGUCACAAUUUGAAGAACUUCUCCUCACUCAGGGCGAUCCUGUCUGCCCUUCAGUCCAAUGCAGUCUACAGACUGAGAAAGACCUGGGCUGCAGUCAGCAGGGACAGCAUGGCUACAUUUGAUAACCUCUGUGAAACCUUCCCUGAUGAAAACCGUCUUCUCACCAACAGAGCACUCCUGAUGGAGAGUACCUCCAGUGGAGCGGUGCCUUACCUGGGUACAUAUUUAACUGUCCUCACCAUGCUGGACACAGCCCUUCCAGACACUGUGGAGGGUGGACUCAUAAACUUUGAGAAGAGGAGGAGGGAGUUUGAGGUUCUGUCGCAAAUCUGUGUACUGCAGUCGUCCUGUUCCCAGUUCAGCCUGCCUCACCAUCCCAGAAUUGCUGAUUGGAUGCAAGGACAUAAACUACUCACUGACCAAGAAAGCUAUGAACUGUCGAGACAGUUGGAGCCUCCUGUGGACGUUUGUUCACCAACUGCCUGGAGCCAUCGAACACUCACCAAGAAACUGUCCUCUAUCUUGACAAUGAGUGAAGGAUCCAAAAAGCCCCCAGCAGACCAGAUCAGUGUUUCAUCUUCCGGAUCCAGUGGUUCAGAGUUGGAAGAUCUGUCCUCCCCAAACGCUGCCUGUUCCAUCAGACUACAGUCGUUCCACAGCUCAUGCAACAACGUGUCAGAGGUCUUUUCUUCCUCCUCCUCGUCUCCCUGCUCUUCGGCCGCCUCCUCUCCAGAUUCCCCAACCCCUUCAGGCUCGUCCUCGGAUUCCCUUUGCUCCCCGGCCACAUCCUGCGCUACCGCUUCGGCCACCUCCACCCCCCACCACAGACGCUCCGUGUCCAUGACAUCCCUACCCAUUUACAACCGCCAGGGUGCUGACUCCUGCGUUGUGAGGGUCAGUGUGGACCUGGGCCGUAACAACGGCAACAUGUACAAGAGCAUCCUGUUGACCAGCCAGGACAAAACUGCACACGUGAUACAGCGGGCGUUGGACAAGCACCACCUGGAGCACAUGGACUGGCAGGACUUCACUUUGACACAGGUCAUCUCACAAGAGAGAGAGUUGCUCAUACCAGACAAAGCAAACGUCUUCUACGCCAUGUCCACCACUGCCAACUUUGAUUUUGUCCUGCGUUGGUUCCACAAAGGCCAGAAGAAACCACUGAGAGCCACGUCAAGUCUUGGCCGGUACACAAAGUAGCACCACAUAAGCGUUUUUUUUUCAUAAUAGUACGGACAAACCUCCGAUUUUUGUUUUCGUCAACAUUUUUUUACCCAAAUUUUGUUUCCGCACAGUAUUGCACGUAUCCGUCUUGUACGACUCACCAUCCGUGUGCAUUUUUUACUGAGUGCGACUGCUAUAUAACCCGCCAUGGGGCCAAAGAAAGUUGCGAGUGCCAGCAAUUUGAUAAAGAAGGUGAGAAACACUAUGGAAUGUGGACGGGAAGUCUGCAUCAACAAUAAGUUCCAUCCAUUCAUCAUAUUUAUGUACUUUAUUUACUGCAUGUAAAACAAUACCCAUUCUCUGUAAAAAUGUAUUUUUUGUUCAUAUUUUGGGGUUUCUGGAACAGAUUAAUUGAAUUGACAUUAUUUCCUAUGGGAAACAUUCUCGGUUUUUGGUGUCGAACCUUUUGGAACAAAAACUGAGGUCCCACCGCUGUAUAUGAUAUUAUGUUCCUCCUCAUUUGUCGUGUAAAGGAGAUAUGGCGACGCGCUUAUGGUAGCAGAAAAGCACUUUAUAGCAGAGACUGUCGUGUUCUGGUAGGAAUCCCCUUCAUCUAAUGUGGAAUUCAAGUAUCGUAUAUGUGAUGUACAAACUGCAUGGGGCCAGUAACAACCUGUAAAAAGAAAAAAAAAGAAGGGAAUGGAGGUCAGAAGAGCAUAAAAGGAACUCCAGGGGAGCGACAUCGUGUUCUAAGCCUUUCGAGGUGCGCCCAUGCCAGCUGACAAGUGGGCGGUGGUGUUCCUACCAGGGAGCACCGUGUUCCUUUCACCGCACCUCUUGUUGCUGUGAAACUGGCUCACAGCCCUGACAGGAAGGUUGGCAUUCCCCAGCCCGGUACCCAUGGCAGCAGCACGGACUUUGAUGCACAUUAUGCCACUUGUUGUUGUAUGUACAUGAGUUGUAUGCUUUUACUCCCAUGUGCUUCACUUGGAUCCUGCUCUUCAUUGCACAUUAUUGUGACAACGUCCUGCUUGUACCUAAAGAAAACUGAAAUUGGGUGCCUAAUUUGAGUGAUGUUUGUUACUGUUUUCUGAUAUCACUGACAUUAUUUAAUAAUGCUGGAAAAAAGUUGCUUAACAGAUGUAUUUAAACAAGUGGUUCAGGUAGUUCUAUGGUUGUAGACGUUAUCAUUUCAGUGGCGUCAGCGUGAUGCCGACAGUAUUUAUCUUGUAAGACGUGGGAGGAUAUGGUACUGCUUGUACGAGACUCGCAUCAUGUUGGUACAAAGAUAGAGCCAGUGCAGAGCAUGUAGAAUUGAAUGCAUAAACACAAAUACUCUAUUGGAAGAAACAAAUAAACUGUGUAUGAAAAA
This is a messenger RNA of Dunckerocampus dactyliophorus (ringed pipefish), 3748 nucleotides long. Its product is annotated as ral guanine nucleotide dissociation stimulator-like. Gene Ontology annotation, molecular function: guanyl-nucleotide exchange factor activity. The transcript is spliced from 16 exons. Bases 259 to 2412 code for a protein of 717 amino acids. Gene Ontology annotation, biological process: positive regulation of GTPase activity; Ras protein signal transduction. Lineage: Eukaryota; Metazoa; Chordata; Actinopteri; Syngnathiformes; Syngnathidae. The record is from RefSeq and is a predicted model, not a curated record. Gene Ontology annotation, cellular component: plasma membrane.